AUGGUUGACGGUUUGGGAUCUACGACGCUGUAUAAGGGAACUCUGGCUGUCCAGGGCAUGACAUGUUCCGCCUGUACCUCUGCCAUCAUUGCACAGGUGGGGAAACUGGACGGUGUAGGGUCCGUAGAGGUGUCGUUGGUCACUUCGGAAUGCCAUGUAGAGUUCCAAUUGGAGAAAGUGUCGCUGGAACUCAUUAGAGAAACAGUGGAAGAUUGUGGGUUUGACGCUCAGGUGCUCACUUCGACACCCAUGGGUUCAGCAGAUGCAGAUAUUGUUAGAACAGUGACUUUUAAAGUGUUGCGAUCCAAUUACGACGUUAGUUCAGGAUUUAGUGCCGAAAGCGGUGAUUCUGUUUCCAUGGAGGAUACUGAAAAAGUGGGUAAACAGGAUGGGAUUCUUUCCUUGGAGCCAGCUUUGGAAGUAAAUACAUUUAAUAUUACUUAUGAUGAAAACAAAAUUGGGAUCCGUGAUUUGAUUUAUUUCUUUAACUAUCUAGGGUACGACGCCACAGUCGAAUCCUCCAAUAUCAUCUCAGUAUCAUCGGCGACUCAAUUGGCAUUGCUAUCCAAGUGGGACGAAAUACAAUUCUGGAAAUUUACAUGUUUAAAGGCAUGUGUCUGUGCUAUUGUAGCAAUGGCUUUGUAUAUGUGGAUACCAAUGAUUUUCCCCAAUUUGAUUAAGAAUAAUCAUUUUCCCUUCAAAGAAACUUUCUUUGUCCAUGGUUUGUUCUAUAGAGACAUUAUUGGUUGGGCAAUAGCUACAUACUCACAGUUUAGAUUGGGGAUUUAUUUUUACAAAGCUGCAUGGAGCUCCAUGAAACAUGGUUCCGGUACAAUGGAUACUUUAAUUGCACUCUCCACAUCAUGUGCUUACCUUUUCUCCAUAUUUUCCAUUAUUCAUACCAUGGUCCUCUCUAGGGGCAAUGAGGAGUCUCCCAUGUUACCCAAUGUGGUAUUUGACACCUCCGUAAUGCUUAUCGCCUUUAUCUCAUUUGGGAAACUAUUGGAAAACAAGGCAAAGGCUCAAACAUCAUCAUCGUUAUCCAAACUAAUUCAAUUGACUCCAUCGAAAUGUAUUAUUCUACAGGACAAGAAUAACAUUCAAUCCUCUCAUAUUGAAAUUGAAACUAAUUUAUUACAGAGAAACGAUAUCAUUGAAAUUAAACCAGGUAUGAAAAUUCCUGCAGACGGUAUUAUAAUCCAGGGUGAAUCUGAAAUUGAUGAAUCCCUAAUGACAGGAGAAUCCAUCCUAGUACACAAGCAAAAGGGUUCUCAAGUCAUUGCAGGCUCAUUAAACGGGCCAGGUCAUUUCUAUUUCAAAGCUAUUAAUAUUGGUGAUGAUACUAAAUUAGCUCAAAUUAUUCAAACAAUGAAAUCAGCACAAUUGAAUAAGGCCCCUAUUCAAAACAACGCAGAUUAUCUAGCAUCUAUCUUUGUCCCCACCAUCCUUUGCCUUUCUAUCAUCACUUUUAUCACAUGGAUCACGUUAUCCAAUUUACUCACGAAACCACCAGUCAUUUUCACCAAUAAUAACAAUGGCAAGUUUUACACAUCGUUCCAAAUAGCCAUUUCAGUAAUUGUAGUUGCAUGCCCCUGUGCACUGGGUUUAGCCACUCCAACAGCAAUAAUGGUCGGAACAGGAAUCGGUGCACAACAUGGAGUCCUGAUAAAGGGAGGAGAUAUAUUGGAAAGAUUCAAUACUAUUACAAAGAUUGUUUUUGAUAAGACGGGGACAAUAACAACGGGUCAAAUGACAGUACAAAGAUUUAUUCCCUACUCGAAUGAUGAUUUACCAGUGCUUCCUUGCAUCAUGGCAGCACAAUCUAUCAGUGAACAUCCUGUUGCUAAGGCAAUCGUUAAUUAUUGUGGGGAAUCAUCCCAGGACUGUGAUGCCGGUGUGAUUGUGACGAAGAGUGAAAUAAUUAUUGGUAAGGGUGUCAGAUGUGAAUGUGAAUAUCAAGGGAGAAACUAUACUGUAACCGUGGGUCACAAAGCCUUAAUGACAGAUUCCAUGUUUGACUCCAAUAGUGAUAAUACAAGCGACGAUUUCACCAAAUCUUAUGUGUCCAUUAAUGAUACUUUAGUGGGUAAGUUCGAAAUUAGAGACUCUGUUAAGGAGGAUGUGGCAGAUAUUAUUCAAUAUUUGCAAGGGCUUCACUAUGAUAUUUACAUGGUUACGGGUGAUUCCCACGGUGCCGCCAUGAAAGUGGCUCAACAAGUUGGCAUUGCGGCAAAUAACGUCUAUAGCGGAGUGACACCCAGUGGGAAAUGUGAAAUAGUGGAAAGUUUACAAGCGGACAGUGUAGGCGGUGUAGCAUUUGUUGGAGAUGGUAUCAAUGAUUCUCCCGUCUUAGUGACCAGUGAUAUUGGUGUGGCGCUCUCCACGGGGACUGACAUUGCGAUGGAGGCUGCUGAUAUAGUUGUAUUGGGAAAUGAUCAGGAUGAGAGAGAAAGUUUGAAAGGUUUAAUAUAUGCCCUGGAUAUCUCAGCAAUGACAUUCUCUAGAGUUAAAUGGAACCUUUUUUGGGCUUUGGGCUACAAUAUAUUCAUGAUCCCAAUUGCCAUGGGUAUAUUAGUCCCCUGGGGAAUAACUAUACAUCCAAUGGUUGCUGGUUUGGCUAUGGCCCUGAGUUCCGUGUUUGUUGUCUUGAACUCUUUAAGGUUGAAAAGUUGGAAACCACCUGUGAUAGGUGACGAACAUCCCUUGUCGAGUGACUAUUAUCAUCACAAAGGUACGUCAUGGAUCAGAUCAGGUUGGAGGAAAUUGUUUGGAAUGAGUUCAGAGGUUGUUUAUCAAGAUUUAGAACUUCAGGAAGGUUUGGUGGAUUGA
Messenger RNA from Naumovozyma castellii, 2829 nucleotides. RefSeq names its product Cu(2+)-transporting P-type ATPase CCC2 (gene CCC2). The transcript has a single exon. The record is from RefSeq and is a predicted model, not a curated record. The coding region runs from base 1 to 2829 and encodes 942 amino acids. NCBI's taxonomy places the organism in Eukaryota, Fungi, Ascomycota, Saccharomycetes, Saccharomycetales, Saccharomycetaceae.